GUUGAGAUGGGUUGAGAUCUGGGUAGAUUGUUAGGAGUAAUGUGAGGAGGGAGGGCGUGAGUGAGGAUGUGCGGCAACGGCGGCGUCUGACGCUGAAUAUUUGUAAACACCAGAUUUGGCGCCAACUGUUCUCUCUGGCAGUUCAAAUUAAAACUUCAAGAUGGAAUUCGGAGGCCGAAGAAUUCGCAAGAAUCGGCGAAUAGAAAUUGAGCUGUCAUAUCCAUCUACCCUCCAGUUCUAUUCCUCGCCGCCGUCAGGAAAUGUUUCACUGGCUGAAUUUGAUGAGAUGGCAGUUGAGAGAUUGAAGAUUUUGAGAUGUGUUGAGCGUUUGAACCUCAGUGGCCAUAUCAAGAACUCCGAUGACUGGAUGAAUAAGCUGUAUGAUGAAUUUGCAAAGCACAAAUAUUUUAUUCAUACUGCUGAAAAGAUAUCAAGUAAUAAAAGAGAUGAGGUUGAGGCAGCAAGACGACGUGACCAUGUGUCCCACUUCGUGCUGCGUCUGGCUUACUGCCGCACAGAAGAUCUUCGACGUUGGUUCAUCGCUCACGAAACAGACUUAUUUCGUGCUCGCUUUAUCCAUUGUUCCAAGAAUGGAACCGAUAUUAAAAACUUCAUGAUGAGUAAUAAUCUUCAUUUUACACCAGUAAGUAAUUAAUGAAUAGUGGUCCAGAGAGAGCAAACUUUGGCCUGUCUUGCUGAGCUUUUAUUGGCCUGCGGUAAAUGACCUCAACUGCAUUUGUUAUUUCAGGUGCCAUUUAUAGAAGCCCUGGAGCUAGUGAGACAAAGAAAAAUUUACCUGAACGGUGGGUAUGCGUAUGUUCCCGAUACUGACCUGGUUACCCUAGUUACAGCUUCAUUCAGAAGUAAUCUCUCUCAUGCACUGGCGACAACAAAUAGAGCGCUUCCGCAGCUAGAGGAUGAUGAACGCUUGAUGAAACUCCUACAGGACUUUGACAAGCGGUACACUGGUAAUGACUACUCACAGAAGAAAAAUUCUGAAAAUCUUCGCAUAACACCAGAUAUGAUUGACCAGCUUGCCAGCAAGUCUUUUCCAUUGUGCAUGCGUCAAUUAAAUGACACGCUAAGAACGACUCACCAUCUACGCCACGGUGGGCGUCUUUCAUAUGGGUUGUUCCUCAAGGCUGCAGGAUUGAGCUUAGAAGAUGCUCUGUACUUUUGGAGAUCUCAUUUUACAAAGACGAUGGACGUAGAUAAGUUUGAGAAGCAGUACGCAUACAAUAUCCGUUUCAACUAUGGAAAAGAAGGAAAGAGAACAGACUAUACUCCGUACAGCUGCUUGAAGAUCAUCAUGACCAGCAUAGGAUCCGGUGAUGCCCAUGGUUGUCCCUUCAAACACACGGACGCUCCUAUAUUGAAGCAACGUCUCACUAGCUUCCAAGUCCCACAACAAGCUAUUAAUGAAAUUAUGGAAUUGGUAAGCAAGAACCAUUAUCAGAUAGCUUGUCAGCGGUACUGGGAAGCCACUCACAAUUCUCAAAUGGAGGCUGGAAUUAAUCAUCCUAACCAGUACUUUGAAGAGAGCUACAAAGUUUUACACGGACUCUCCCAGUCAAGUCAAGCCAAGAAGACACCGCAGGUGAGAAUGAAUCGUUCUGUCAUGUAUUCUUCUCAGUCUUUGAGUCAGCCAACACAAAUGUCAUCCCAGUCCACGCAAGGUUCUACCCAAGACGACACCACUCCCGCAGAUAUGGAUUCUACGAUGUUUGAUGAUGACAUGGACUCGGCAAUGCUGGAACAGUAUAUGGAAACGUCGAAAGCUUGAUUUCAGUGUUCAUAGGUAUGAUAAUGCCAGGUAAAAAUGUUUGAGUGUGCUCUGGUCUGUCCAUUCAGUAUUGAAAAAUUAAUUGAGUACAAGUGUUUGUUAAAAUACAAUAAAGUGAAAGCAUAUACUUUAUCCUGUUAUAAGCUUUGACUAAAUGCUGCAAGAUGGAAUUAAGAUGGUCUUUGGGUAGUCCUUCUUUUGACCUCCACCAUAACUAUUUUGAUUUUUUCAAAUUGAUUUUGAAUACUGUUUGUGUUGGUAGCUUAUAGGCCUACAAAUAAGAGUGCAGAGUAGCUUUUCAGGAAAGAAAUAACUCUUCUUGUCUUUUAUAUUAGGUUGUGACAAUGGAAAGAGAGAGAAAGACAUCUGUAUUCAGGUACUGUAUUGCCCUUUGCACAUCCUGUUUAACCUUGAUGAAACAAAUAACUGGUUUGACAAUCACCUGAAAAUCCUCACUGUAGUAAUCUCUUGAUGAUCCUUGAAUGUACAGUUGGUUUGGCAAUACGAUAUUGUGUGUUAUGUACAGUGCUAGAAUUUGGAGAAUUUGGAGGAAAUUUAUGUAUUUCUGAUUAUUGUUUAAAUGUAACCAGCCUUCCAAAAAUAAUAGUACAUAUGGAUGGAAAGUACAAACUACGCAGUGUUGCGUGCAAAAAAGGUCCACAUUUUGUACUAUUAAUUUUGUAGAGGACCUGAGGAAAGAAGGCAGCAACCAUACCUACUUUACCCUAGGCUUGGCUCUACCCUUUUCCAUAUUUGUACUAUGUUAGGCCCAGGAUUGCUUAUUUUGGCCUUAAGACAGAACUCCACAGCUAAUGUGACUUAGUAGUUGGGAGCCAUGUCAGUAAGAUAGCUUUAAGGAGCCACUGGGGCUUCUCCAGAAUGAAGCAUUUCAUUACAUUCAAUGCUGCUUUUUUAUACCAUUAUUUUCCUAAUAUUCCAAAUAUUGUGUAGUAUGUUAUUUGAGUGAUACUUUUUGAAAUGCAUACUAUUGGAAUACAAAUCAGAUGAUUGGAAUAACUAGUUAGCAUUUGGCUGUGAUAAGAAAAGAACAGCAUUAUUUAAUUGGUGGAUUUCUCUGCUUUUAUAUAUUAAAAAUGUUACAUCUUAUGCCAUCGACUGAAGCAGUGCACUGUGUAUGUGUUGAUCGAUACUGUGGCUUUAGAACCAUUUGCUGUGGAAGGCAAUUUGCCACUUCUGCAGACUUGGGGCUUCCAUAAAUUUUGUACAAAUAAUUUCUUGAGUGGCACACUUCUAGCAAACUUUCUACCAAGUUGUUGAGAGAAUUAGAAGGUUUAUUUGUAACAACUUAGUCAAAUCGUUAAAAUUGUGACAGAACUGAACAGGUGUACAACUGUGUAACUCAAACUUAUAUAUUUAGACAUAAAUUGUUGCUACUCCUUAUUUUGUGAGUCACGUGUAGAAAAAGUCAAGCAUAUGAUGAAGAAUUUAAAACCUUUAUCACUGACACUCUACACAGAUGUAAAGGGGAUAGAGAGGAUAAGAUGUUUAUCGCUAUAGGGUACUGGAGAUGUGGCAUACAGAUCUAGUGGUAUAGUCAUGCUGAGAAAUGUUGCAACACAUUGGUAAACACAAGAUAAAUAUAGUCUUAAAUAUAUAAUACUUAUAUGUGACAUACAGUAAAUGUGCAAUUCAUUGAGUUAUGUUUCAGAUUUGAUAUUAAAGAAACAUGCUAAGUGUACAGCCAUAGAAAAUUAUAAAACUUAGUAUUGGUACACAAGAUUCCAAUGUAUGAUGUGUAAAUAUUUGUGCAUAGAUAAGAAGGACCUUAGAUGUGUGUGUGUGAGAGAACGUGGGUGCACAUUCCACCCAGCUAUUUUCAGGUUUGGUCAUGCGAAUAAACAUUGGUAAUGUUCAUCCCAUAAUUUAACUUAAUAUAGGUGGCCUCAAUUUGCACAGAACUGGGGAACACUGGUCCGUGGUGUGUCUGGUAAACACACACAUCAAGUUUCAUAGUAUGCAAGCGAGUCUUGAUGUUAUGCAGGUUUAGUGCAAAUAAUACAAGCUAAUCUUCAGGUUUACCACAUUGUGGGCAGUGUCAGGCUCCAACACACAUUACAUUAUUUUGUUUUACAAAUAUUUUUAGUUUGAUUUGCUUUGUUCUUUAUUGUACAGUUUUACAGGAGCAUGAACCCUGUGCAAAUCCAGGUCCACCUAUAUGGUUUCUAUUUCUAAAAAGCAUUGGAAUUUUGUUGUUGUCUUGGUAAUGUAAAUAACAAAGCAUUUUAUCACGUGUAAUAUAUUUAUUUUCUAAAUCCAUUAUAAAUAGCACAAACAAUUUACAGUA
Procambarus clarkii (red swamp crayfish) is the source of this 4088-nucleotide messenger RNA. NCBI's taxonomy places the organism in Eukaryota, Metazoa, Arthropoda, Malacostraca, Decapoda, Cambaridae. The record is from RefSeq and is a predicted model, not a curated record.